Molecule: messenger RNA, 633 nt
Organism: Yamadazyma tenuis ATCC 10573
Lineage: Eukaryota; Fungi; Ascomycota; Pichiomycetes; Serinales; Debaryomycetaceae
Source: RefSeq, a predicted model, not a curated record
AUGCCAAUGAAUCAAGUAUAUUGGAAGCCUCCCACCCCAAAAUCUUCUAGGCAUAAGCUGUUUACUCCCUCUCCCAAAGAGUCAGUAACCUCUCGUUUUGAAAGAGCUAUUAAGGCAGAUGGAAAACACUACAUUAUUCGACCUUUGACAGCGAGCCGCAGUUUACUGGCAUCAGCUAAUCUAGGAGAUCUUGGCAUUGACGAGGGAAUUGAUAAAUCCGCCAGUUCCAAGCCUGAGCGGCAACCUCAGAUCAAUCAGGAAGAUGUAUCCGACAUGGUUAUAGACAUUGGGUUACAAGUCCGGGAUUUAGUAGCAGAAACUGCGCUCCAGUUUGUUAGUGUAAAGGAUAAAUUGGACCAUUUGAGUGAAAAUAUAAAUCUUUUGCGUCAAUUGCAUCAUGAGCAAACUGAGAGCGAAUCUUAUCAUUUGCGCGAUAGCGAUAAGAAAAUGUCGAUGCGACACCAGAAUACCAGGCACCUCGGCAGAGACGGCUCUAAAUAUCAUGUUUCCAUAGAUGGUGAAUCAAGUGGGCCAUCUGGAACAUAUAUCCCCAUGAUUACAUCGUUUAUUGCCAGCACGUGCUUCAUAACGCCCCUCGUUGUGUUUUUAAUUGAUAUUUCGUCCCACCAAUAA